AUGGACAGCAUUUACUACAAUGAAACUUACCCUCCACCCCCCGAGAUGGCCAACGGACCAGCCACCAUCUGCACUCUGGAAACAUGCAGUGUCAUCUGGAGUAUCCUGACUUACAGACCGUCUCUCCCAGUCAACGCUCUAUUCGUCGCUCUAUUCAGCGCCGCCAUGAUCCUCCACAUCUACCAAGGUUGGCUCUACAAGACCUGGUUUUUCGCCGAGGCUGUCAUAUGCGGCUGUCUUUGCGAGAUCAUAGGCUACAGUGGGAGGAUCCUGCUGUACAGUAACCCUUUCAAUUUUAAUGGGUUCAUUAUGCAGAUUGUGGUAAUAAAUCUCGGCCCAGCUUUCAUAUGUGGAGCAAUCUACGUGACGCUCAGCCAAACAAUCCAACACCUGUCUACCGCGUGCUCACGCUUCUCUCCUCGGGCGUUCUAUCUCGUUUUCAUCCCCUGCGACAUGAUCUCACUGGUCCUCCAGGCCGCCGGCGGCGGCGUGUCAAGCAUCUCAUUGGGACAGAACACCGCCGGGGUGGAUUGCACGCUCGCGGGACUCGGCCUCCAGGUCAUCACCUUGACGCUGUUUGUCUGCCUGGCUAUCGACUAUGCCGUUCGCUAUUCCAAGUUCCGCCAGAUGCGGGAGAUCUCGAUCUCGAUCUCGAUCUCGAGCAAGGAAUCCCAGGCCAUCGAAGACAAUGAGGACGGCGAACAACGCCCCGAGGCAAGCGCGGAUCCGUUGACAGGACGAUUCAUGAUUUUCGUCUCAUUUCUCGCCCUCGCGAUCGUCUGUAUCUUCAUCCGCUGCUGCUACCGCCUCGCGGAGCUGCAGGAGGGAUACCAAGGGGAUUUGUUCCACCACGAAGCGGCGUUCAUUGGGCUGGAGAGUGUGUAUGUUCUCGCUCUCCCCUUCUGUACCACUGUGCUCAUCUUCCCCUUCCUAAAAGAUGUGCUUCAUCUUUCUUUGAGGAAGAGUCUGCUAGCUAACAUAUAUCACCUCUUUUGA
Exophiala aquamarina CBS 119918 is the source of this 996-nucleotide messenger RNA. RefSeq lists its product as uncharacterized. NCBI's taxonomy places the organism in Eukaryota, Fungi, Ascomycota, Eurotiomycetes, Chaetothyriales, Herpotrichiellaceae. The record is from RefSeq and is a predicted model, not a curated record. Bases 1 to 996 code for a protein of 331 amino acids. Gene Ontology annotation, cellular component: plasma membrane; fungal-type vacuole. The transcript has 2 exons.